UGGUUCGUAGGAUGGACGGCAAACAUGUUAUUUUUCGCAGUGGUUGCGAGGCCGUCGACAGAUAUAAAUAUCGGUGGUCCAUUCCCACUGUCCUUGAAGACUGAAGGUCAGAUAAAAGCAUUUAUGAUAUCCAUCGGAAAUGCUCAGGACGCCGCCAUUCACAGUGACGGUGGACCGUUGUUCAACUUCUCCAAGCCAGACCCCCAAGAAAAUUGCUGUUCCGACGUCAGAAUCACCUCGCCUCCCGAACCCUCGAAAUUUGUUCUGGAAAAUAAACUAAUCCCGGAUUCUCAGCGACACCCAGAAAUCCCAAAGCAGUCGACCUCGGUAACACACUCUGACGUGGGGUCGACGCCGAGCAAGACAUCAGCGGCAGACGUUAUGUCAAAGAAGUUCCAGGACAGUUUUCCGGAACCAAAGAGCUCCAUACAAAUACAAUCAAAGGAGACUACAGAAACUACACUUCGCCCGCAAUUCGUACCCACCAGUACUUCUGGAAAAGCAUCAGAUGACAUCCUGCAAAAAACAUCUGACAACGAGGCUAUCGGUAGGGUCUCUCAAGAAGUAAUACGCAAGACUUUGCAAGCUGCCUCGGCUGAUGCUUCCCAAACACAAGUGCAUGAGACCUCAGAGACAACGUCACAGAACCCCUUGCAGUUGGAUUCAUACAGGGACUUACAGCCGACUUCCAGUAGCGUUUACCAAUCGACUUCACAAAAUGCCACUGAAGGAGCAUCAGACGAGCAUAUGCAUUCUUGGUCGCAUUACGUUUCUCAAGAACCAUUGAUGUCAGAGAGUGCCUUGCGUGUAGCGCAUGCACCUUCAUACAAUGUGACACAGGUGACAGUAGAUGAUACAUCACAAACGGCAUCGGAAGGCUCUUCAGAUGUUACAUCAGGGACUUCGCAACCAUCAUUAGAUGUUACUUCAAAUGUCGCAUUAGGCAUUUCACAGGUAGUAGCAGAUGUUUUCCAAGUGGCUACAGGUAAUAUCUCACAGGAUACUACAGGCAAUGUCUCUCAGGCUACGACGGCAGGCCUUUACCCCGUAGAGUCGUAUUUCCCUAUGGUAGAACCCAAGAACUGCCUGGAUGCGUUGGCCGUGGGCUAUAACGUGAGCGGGGUGUACACCAUCCGCCCCUACGAUUGCUGCCCCGAGCGUCGAGUGAAGGUCUUCUGUGACAUGGCUACUGAGGGCGGAGGCUGGACUGUCAUCCAGCGCAGGGACCAGUACCAGACGCAGGAGAACUUUUACCGGACCUGGGAGGAAUACGUCAGCGGCUUUGGAAACUUGACCCAAGAGUUCUGGCUCGGCCUCGAGCACAUCCACGCCCUGAGCAACCAGUCAGUGUAUGAAGCGCGGUUCGACUUGGGCGACUUUGAGGGACAAACGCGCUUCGCCAAAUACGACAUCUUCACUGUCGGCAGCGCUGACCGCUUCUAUCAGCUGGAUCUGGGGAGCUACUCGGGCAACGCGGAAGACUCCAUGGCUUACCAUAGGAGGAAGAAAUUCACGACCAAAGACAAGGACAAUGACGAAUCCAUCGGAAACUGUGCUGUUAUGUUCGUAGGCGGGUGGUGGUACGGCGACUGCCACCACGCCAACCUGAACGGCGAGUACCUGCUGGGGCCUUCAGGCUGGAGGGGCAUCAUCUGGCUCAACUGGCGCGGGUUCUCUUACUCGCUCAAGUGGACGGAGAUCAAGAUACGGCCCACGAUGUUCAUGUAGCAGUUUCAUGUGGUUGUUGGUGAUGGUUCGUGUGGUUGUUGGUGUGUAAGUGAAAGCUAUGAAUUCCGAUACAGAAAAUGAAUGCAGUGUUAUAUAAUAAAAA
This is a messenger RNA of Penaeus monodon (black tiger shrimp), 1831 nucleotides long. Its product is annotated as tenascin-like. The record is from RefSeq and is a predicted model, not a curated record. The transcript is spliced from 4 exons. Lineage: Eukaryota; Metazoa; Arthropoda; Malacostraca; Decapoda; Penaeidae. Bases 25 to 1728 code for a protein of 567 amino acids.